Messenger RNA from Poeciliopsis prolifica (blackstripe livebearer), 1509 nucleotides. It is a transcript of the gene tnfsf13b, whose product is annotated as TNF superfamily member 13b. Gene Ontology annotation, cellular component: membrane. NCBI's taxonomy places the organism in Eukaryota, Metazoa, Chordata, Actinopteri, Cyprinodontiformes, Poeciliidae. Gene Ontology annotation, molecular function: tumor necrosis factor receptor binding; receptor ligand activity. The coding region runs from base 219 to 1001 and encodes 260 amino acids. The record is from RefSeq and is a predicted model, not a curated record. The transcript is spliced from 6 exons. Gene Ontology annotation, biological process: immune response.
AGACUAAUCAGGAUCCAGCCACCGAAAGAAAACGAGAGUUAAGAAAGUCGGGACUGAACGAAUCCAGGCUCCGUUAGCUUGCAGCUCCUGAAAAAACAUAAUUAGAGAAGAGAACAUUCGUCGUUUGUAAUCUAAGUCUGUAAGAAGAGAAAUAGUUUAGGAGUAAAAACGGUCAUGCCGCUAGUGUGAACUGUCUGGGGGUUUAAACUUCCACAGCGAUGGCAGUUUUAGCAGAUGUGAAGCACGGAACUGGACAAGUUGCGUCUGAAGGAAGGGCAUCUUGGCCCGUUUUUCUGCUGACACUGGCUGCUGUCACCUCGUCUUCUUUGUCAGCUCUCUCAUUGUACCAGUUAGUGGAUCUGCGAGCUGAAGUAGAGAGGCUUAAGACAGACAUCAGCCGCAUGAGAGAAGAGGGCCAAAAGGUCACCCGCAGAGAUCAGACUGAAAACAACAAAGGAAGAGAAAAUAUCAAAGAGCUUUGGGAUUUACCAGAGUCUCAAAAAGCUUUCAGUCAAAUAAGAAGGAGGAGAACAACAUCUGGAUCAGAGAUCGCAGGUUCUGUCUCCUGCCUGCAGCUUUUGGCAAACAACAGCAGAAAACCCUUCAGGAAAGAACUUUCCUCGGGUCCGUACACAGGUAUCCCCUGGCAAACUGGGCUGAGGAGAGGUUCAUCCUUGGAGACAGAUGGAGAUCGCAUUGUAGUCAACGAGGCUGGUUUCUACUUCGUCUACAGUCAGGUCUACUACAUGGACAGCACCUUUACAAUGGGGCACGUGGUGAUACGAUGGAAGAGGCAUGUUGUGGGAAAUGAGGAUCAGGAUGUGCAUUUGUUCCGCUGCAUCCAAAGCAUGAACCCUGAUUACUCUUUCAACACUUGCUACACUGGAGGUAUUGUAAAGCUGGAGAAGGGAGACUACUUGGAGCUUUUGAUCCCCCGGUCCAUGGCCAACAUUUCCAUGGAAGGAGACUCUACCUUUCUGGGUGCUUUUAAGCUUGCUUAAAAUGUGUCACCUUAUCCAAAUGAACAAAAGAUGAUAGGGGAUAAGUGCCAUGUAGUUGGAGGAAGGCAAGCAGUGCAGCAGAGCAGUUAUGGUAACUUGUUGAACAAAACAUACAGCAAUCAGCCACUUCUGCCCUGGCAGAAACACAUAUUGCAUGUUUCCAGUGAUGAACAGUCAGAUCUCAUAUGAAACAGACAAUAUGUUGAGGCUUUUAAUAUUUACAAUGUGCACUUAUGUUACUGUUCAAGUCAAAACAUUCAGAUCAAUGUGUUUUCUUUAUAUAACCCCACACUUAGCAAUCACAUCUUGAGGCUCAUUUUUCAACUUUAAAGCUUUAAAAAUGCUUCAUAUCACUUAACAUGUUAAGCAGGAUUACUGUGUCACAAAGCAUCUUAUUUUAUUUUUUUUCAAAUGCAGGUUUUUCACUGUGAUGCUCUCAUUUGAACAAGCCUUUACAUAUUUAGCUGAUGUAAGAAGUUUGAUGUAAUAAAAUGCAAAUGUGUGCAAA